AGAAAUGAUUGGAAAGUGGGAGUGGUAGAAGUUUGUGUAAACUAUUUGGUCAAUUGACUGCAUUAUUUCUUUGAUUCUAGAGCCGCGAUUUCGAUUUACUGUGUAGAAUGCUGGUAGAACGAAAGUAAAGAAGCCCGAUUUUGAAAUUUGCCGUAUCUCAGUUAUGAAAAAAUACGUAUUUUAGCAAUUCUGUUAAUUUUGGCUACGCGCGUUAUCAUGCUGUAUCAGAGGAAUAUAUCAGGGUUGCCGUAUGCUGGAAUCCAACAUUCUCGUCACCCUUUUAACAUACGUGCCCAAAUAAAAGCAAAUUGGUGUUCACUACUGAUAGGUUGUUUUAUGUUUGUUUUGGGUAUGUCCUUGUUAUUUUGGAAUGAGGGCAGAGCAAUUCAUAGUACAAGAUCUUUGGAAGAAGCUAUGAAUACAGUUAUAUCUCUACCAUUUGCCCUUUCACCCAAAGAAGAAAAUAAUGGUCAUCUUGUUCAUUUAACUGGUCCAUUAUCUGUUGCUGAACCUCUUACGGAAGUGGAGUAUGGUAUUGUUGUUUCUGCAGUAAGAUUGAAAAGACGAGUACAAAUGUAUCAAUGGGUAGAGGAAGAAAUACAAAGUAGAGAGUAUGAACAAAAUGAAUAUCCAUUUGCAAGAUAUACAUACACUACAGAAUACAGAGAUAAGCUAAUUGAUAGUAAUAAAUUUUAUCAGCGUGCUGGACAUCACAAUCCCACGGAAUUUCCUUUGAAAAGUAUUAUCUAUGUUAGUGAAGAAGUUAAUGUGGGAUACUUUGCUCUGGGACCUGAACUGAAAGCAAAAUUCAAUAAUUUCAUACUCGUCACAAGUGAUGAGAGGCCUGAACGCCGAGAUAUCAAAAUGCAUUCUGGGCUGUACUAUCAUUGUCAAGAUGUCUGGACUCCUGAAGUAGGGGAUAUUCGUGUACAGUUUUCUUAUGCUGGGAAAGCUGGAGAAGUGGUAACAGUUGUUGGCAUGCAAGUUGGAUCAACUAUCAGGCCAUAUAAAACAUCAUCAGGAAAAGAGGUGCUUAUCCUUUGUGAUGGGGCAAUGUCUGUGGAAGAAAUAUUUUUGCAGGAACAUGCCCAAAAUUUGUGGACAACAUGGAUAUUUCGUGGUCUGGUUGGAAGGUAUUCUAUGCUUCAUGAAGUCUUAAUUCUGGGCUUUGGUUCUGUGAGUGUUGCAGUAUCAUUGUCUGGUGCGCUACUGAUUUUUGCUUUUGCUUGGAUUUGGUAUCGUCCAUUUUUUGGAUUUGUUGUUGCAAGUGUUGCAGUUCUUCCUAUAGUUUAUGGAUCACUUAAACUGUAUAUACAAGAUUAUUAUGAUAAUAAUUAUAGACGUCUUCAUACCCACUAAUAACAAAAGACAAGUGAUAACGUUAAAUUACCUUGGGAAAGAAAGUGAAUAGCAUUUGAAUUCUUUGUUGACAGUAUUAAUGAAACAUAUUCAUCACAAUAAUUGUUUGUUAAACAAUAAUAUUGAAAGCAAAAUGCUAUUGGUUCAACUUCUGGGAUGAAGUAAUGACUCUUUAUCAAGUAAUAAAUUGUAUUUAUAUUCUGUAUAGAACAAAGAUAUAAGAUUGAUUCCCUAUUGAUUGGCAAAAACACGUUUGGUGCAAUCUGUUGUAUUUUAAUUUGCUAACAUAAUAUAUUGCAUUAUUUUAGUUUCGUAUGAUUCAAAUAGAUAAUGUGAUUUCUAAAGCCUGUCAGUACAGCAAGUGUGGGAAUAAGUUUAUUAAAUUACAGAGAAUUAACUUUGCAAUUUAAAAAAUGGAGUCUUAUGAUUAUUUUGGAAAACCGAACAAUUUAAUUAUGUAAUUGGAAAUGUAUUAUUUCGAUGAUGGUUACGUUCUAUAAGGUACUGAAUUUAUACAACCUGUAAUAGUUAUUUGUAAUUCCUAAUUUUAAUAAAAGUACCCAAUGUCUCCGUGUAA
This is a messenger RNA of Gryllus bimaculatus (two-spotted cricket), 1936 nucleotides long. Lineage: Eukaryota; Metazoa; Arthropoda; Insecta; Orthoptera; Gryllidae. The record is from the annotation of a GenBank genome assembly.